Amblyraja radiata (thorny skate) is the source of this 2221-nucleotide messenger RNA. RefSeq names its product solute carrier family 75 member 1 (gene slc75a1). NCBI's taxonomy places the organism in Eukaryota, Metazoa, Chordata, Chondrichthyes, Rajiformes, Rajidae. Gene Ontology annotation, cellular component: brush border membrane. Gene Ontology annotation, molecular function: transmembrane transporter activity. The record is from RefSeq and is a predicted model, not a curated record. Bases 557 to 1948 code for a protein of 463 amino acids. The transcript has 13 exons. Gene Ontology annotation, biological process: transmembrane transport.
AUGUUGCCUAACCUGCUGAGUGUUUCCAGCAUUUCCUGGUUUGAGUUUCACAUACUAAGACCAUUUUUUUAAACUGUACAUCCAUUGUCAUUUCACCCAAAUCUUUGAUUUCACCAUCCAGACCUGGUCCAUUCCAGCAAGAAAUGAUUGGUUGGCUCCAGUCCAAUCACGUCCUCUGCGUAUGUGCGUGCUCUAUUCACACACAUACCAACACCAAAAAUGCAGACCUCUCUUCAAUGUGAACAGAAAGCCUCGCAAUGCCUUUCAUUUCAGGGCUGGGCGCUCACACGCACGCCUUGAAAGGGUUUUUUUGUGUGUGUCUGAUUUCAUAAGAGGAGUGAAAUUCGACACUGCUUCCUGAUUAUCUCCAUCCUCUCCGGAUUCCAGUACAGAGAGGGAGUGAGAAAGAAAGAAUCGAAGAGGAAACAAGUUUGGCUGGGAUAAACAAGAGCGGUGGAGCCAAGAAUUUCAGCUGCGGGAGAGUGGGAGAGAUCGGCCUCUCUCCGGGGAUCUGCAAGGAACAACCGGCUUCAGGAAGAGAAUCUGCUUGCGAAACAUGGAGAGGAGGGAGCAAAGUGGAGAAAGCAAGGAUGCCCAGAGCAGGUCUGGAGGUCAUGAUGGUUCCUCGCGGGUCAUCAGCAUCGUUUUCCUGAUGCUCCUCAUCGAUUUGCUUGGGUUUACCCUGAUCCUGCCACUCCUGCCUUCCAUUUUGGACUACUACGGAAAGACUGACCAGGAUGGUGUUUAUCGAUGGCUGCAACACUCCGUGGAAUGGUUUGCUAAUGUGAUUGGAGUCCCCAGUGUAAGAAAAUAUAACACCGUCCUCUUUGGGGGGCUCAUUGGAUCCAUCUUCUCAUUGCUGCAGUUCCUCACCGCUCCAGUUACCGGUGCAGCCUCUGACUACUUUGGCCGCAGACUGCUGAUGAUGGUAACCACAGUCGGGCUCAUUAUUUCCUACCUGCUGUGGGCACUGUCCAGGAACUUUGGGAUUUUCCUUCUGUCUCGGGUGGUGGGAGGGAUCAGCAAAGGGAACGUCAGCUUGUCGACAGCCAUCAUCGCAGACCUGCCGUCUCCCCAGGCACGCAGCAAGGGCAUGGCGAUGAUAGGUGUUGCUUUUUCUCUGGGCUUCACCAUCGGGCCCAUGAUCGGGGCCUUCCUUGGAUCACGGGCCGGCGAGGACGAAGCCUUCUAUGUCCAACCUGCGCUGCUGGCAAUGGCGUUUGUGGUAUCCGACCUCCUCUUCAUCUUCUUCUUCCUCCCAGAGACCCUCCCGCGAGAGAAACGGGUCACCUCGAUCGGCAACACCUUCCAGAGUGCUGUGCACCUCCUCAGCCCAGUGGCGCUUUUUCAGUUCUCUGCUAUCCAACAAAGGAGAGAUUCUCCCUCUCCAGAAGGAAUGCGGGUUCUGAAAGUUCUUGGGCUGGUGUACUUCCUCUACCUCUUCCUGUUCUCCGGCCUGGAAUACACCCUCAGCUUCCUCACCCAUCAACGCUUCCACUUUGACAGCAUGCAACAAGGGAAGAUGUUCUUCUUUGUGGGAAUCACAAUGGCAUUGGUCCAGGGAGGAUAUGCUCGGAGGAUCCAACCUGGAGAUGAGAUCAAGGCAGUGAGGAGGGCCAUCGCUCUUCUGAUCCCAGGAUUUCUCAUCAUUGGCUGGGCCAGUUCAGUGGUGUUCCUGUACAUAGGACUCCUCUUUUACUCGUGUGCUGCUGCUGUCGUCAUCCCCUGCCUCUCCACUCUGGUCGCUGGAUACGGUGCAGCUAAUCAAAAAGGAACCGUGAUGGGAAUACUUCGCAGUUUGGGGGCUUUGGCCAGAGCUCUGGGACCUACGUUGGCAGCUACAGUGUACUGGCUUGGAGGUGCAGAGGUAUGCUUCACUGUAGCAGCAGCCGCCUUCCUCCUUCCUCUCGCCAUCAUCUCAAUCCCCAAGGCACAGAAAGCUGAGUGACGUCCAGGAAACUGAGGAGAAGCAGAGGGAGAAGAGUUUGACCCAAGCAAACGUCACCAGGACAGCAUGGAUUCCCUUCAAGCAACUGCGAGCUGCGUUGAAAGCAAAAUCUAGCAAUGGCUGGUUGCUUUUAUAAAACUGAAAAGUUCACAGCCAAUGAAGAUCAGGGAAACUGUCUGUCUAAUGUAGAAAUGUGAUGUUUAUUGGGUAGAGUACAAAAAACUUCUGUAAAGUAAUUUGUUAUGCGGGUCUUAAAAAUUAUUAUUUUCCUUC